AUGUGGGGACUCUGUCCUCAGUUAGCAACCCUACGAAUUGUAGGAAACAACCUGACUGGCAGCAUCCCACCUGAGAUCGGCAAUGCAACCCAAAUUCAAGAACUCAAUCUUUCUUCAAAUGGUUUAGUUGGGGUGAUUCCAAAUGAGAUUGGGAGAUUGACUUCUUUGCAGCGUCUGAAUUUGGAUGGUAAUCAACUUUCGGGUCACAUACCUUCAGAAUUUGAUUCAUUGAAGGAUCUUGAAUAUCUUGACCUGUCAACCAACAAAUUUAGUGGGUCAAUUCCAAGCAUUUUAGGUGACUUUUCUAAAAUACACUACUUGAAUUUGAGCAACAACAAAUUCAGCCAAGAAAUUCCAUUUCAAUUGGGGAAAUUAGUCCACCUGUCCCAGCUAGACUUGAGUCAUAAUUCACUUGAGGAUCAGAUACCAUCAGAAAUGAGCCAAAUCCAAAGCUUGGAGAUUCUGAAUCUUUCCCACAAUAAUCUUUCUGGUUCAAUACCCAAAAGUUUCGAACAAAUGCACGGCUUGAUUCAAAUUGACAUGUCCUACAACCAGUUGCAGGGUCCCGUCCUCAACAACAAAGCAUUUCAAGAUGCUCCUUUGGAAGGCAAUGAAGGACUGUGUGGCAAUACUGCAGGACUUCAACCCUGCCCCUCCAUGGAAAAUAAGCGUGCCACUAAAAAGGAUCGAAGACUCGUGUUUAUAAUUGUUUUCCCUGUUUUUGGGACACUUUUACUUUUACUUGCCUUCCUUGGAAUUGCCUUGGUUAGGCAAAAAAGAAACAAAGUGCAAGAUACAGAGCAGAGCAAUGUGCCGCACAAAGAAGUUUUUUCCAUAUCUGAAUUUGAUGGGAGAGGAAUGUAUGACAAAAUCAUCAAGGCAACCAAUGAUUUUGAUGCUCAAUAUUGCACCGGAAAGGGAGGAUCCAGAAGUGUCUACAAGGCAGAGCUGCUAUCAGGUAGCAUUUUUGCAGUGAAGAAACUCCGCCCAAUACUUGAUGGUGAGGAGUCGUCUGGGAAGGAAUUCCUUGAUGAAAUAAGGGCACUAACAAAAAUACGGCACCGGAACAUUGUGAAACUUCGUGGUUUCUGUUCACACGCCCAUCACUCAUUUUUGGUCUGUACUACCUAG
Molecule: messenger RNA, 1131 nt
Organism: Rosa rugosa (rugosa rose)
Lineage: Eukaryota; Viridiplantae; Streptophyta; Magnoliopsida; Rosales; Rosaceae
Product: MDIS1-interacting receptor like kinase 2-like
Exons: 1
Coding region: 1-1131 (376 amino acids)
Biological process (GO): protein phosphorylation
Molecular function (GO): ATP binding; protein binding; protein kinase activity
Source: RefSeq, a predicted model, not a curated record